AUGGGCGCCACCGUCUUCCCCCACUCCCUGGCCUCGCGCGGACCCGCUGCAGCCCUCCCCCGAGCCUGCGCGUCCUCCACCAUCCGCAUUAACCCCGCCUGCGUCGCCAACCCCACCGCCACCGCCGCCAAGAAACCGAAGCGGCCAGGGUCGUUCGACUGCGGGGAUCCGCCGGCGAAGCGCGUGCCCGGUGUUUCCGGCAAGGUCGAGCCCGAUGCCAGGACCAAGAAGAGCCCGCGUCCCUGCCCCGUCAGCGACGAGGAUCCGCGGAGCUCGCUGCCCCGCGGCGUCCAGGCCUCCCGCGUGGCCAAGAACCAGAGCAGCGCCUCGCCGACUCGUCCUCCCGAGCUCACGGCGCCACCCAAGCCUCCAGCCUGCAGCAUGCGCGAGCUCCUCCAGAAGGCCCGGCUUGCCAAGAACCCCGGCAGCGCCUCUCCGCCGAAGCCGGUUGCCUGCGGCGUGGGCGAGCUCCUCGAGAAGACCCGUCCCGCCAAGGUUAGUCCUGCUGCUGCCGAUGCUGAUGCUCAGCCUGAGGCCAUCCACCGGCGCGAGAUCGAGCGGCGGAGGGCCGAGGCCCGCCGUGAGCUGGGGCAGAUGGUUCGGACGGUGGAGUUCAACGACGCAUUCAUCGAUCCCCAGGACGUGCUCAGGUGA
Molecule: messenger RNA, 654 nt
Organism: Triticum turgidum subsp. durum (durum wheat)
Lineage: Eukaryota; Viridiplantae; Streptophyta; Magnoliopsida; Poales; Poaceae
Source: the annotation of a GenBank genome assembly